Molecule: messenger RNA, 2520 nt
Organism: Podarcis muralis (Common wall lizard)
Lineage: Eukaryota; Metazoa; Chordata; Lepidosauria; Squamata; Lacertidae
Gene: TMEM187
Product: transmembrane protein 187
Cellular component (GO): transport vesicle
Source: RefSeq, a predicted model, not a curated record
AGCUAAAGUGGUACAUCAGGUUAAGAACGGACCUCCAGAACAAAUUAAGUUCUUAACUCGAGGUACCACUGCAUUCCAAUAAUCCAGAGCUGGUUGGGAUGUAGAUUUAAUGGGGGGAAAGGCUGGCUAUCUUAAAACUAGGACUGCUGAGAAACAGAUUUUGGUGAUAUUUUGGACAUGUUCAUCGGUUAAAAGAGUCAUGACAGAUGUUGAAGAAUAUGUUAUAAUAAUUAUAAGAUCAUCAUCUUAUAGAUGUAACUAUGUCCCAUUUAGUUGCAUAGGGCUUACUUCCAGGAAACUGGGUACAGGAUUUCAGCCAGAGUCUGAUGCUUCUUGUUUUCCCUUCCCUUUUUGUUAAUGAUGAAUUAAAAUAUGAAUAUAUUUGUUUGAAAGACUUAAAAAUUCAUUCCUUCUCUCAUUUAAAGGACCCUUUAAACUGCACAUUUAAAGGGACAUGUCCUAGACUAAGAGAGCCAGUGUGUCACACAGUGGGGCUAGAAAGACUCUAGUUCAGCGGUUUCCAAACGGUUACCCGCAAGCUUCAUUCAGGUGGUCCACUGCAUGUCUCUAUUUGUGACUGAAAAUGGAAGACCACACAUCCAUUGUGUUAAAUAUUCAUAAUGAGUUUAAAUUGCAUUUUUAUUGCUUUUAUUGCUUAUUUUAUUACACUACAAUUUGACUUCUGUGGUAUAGAAUAAAUAGAACACUGUACAUAAGAAGUAAAAGAAGCAACGAAAACAGAAUUAAAAACCAUGCAGCAUCUAGCAAAGCGCAUUACAGUUGCUACAGAAAAAUCAUUAAGACCCUCAGCAGUUUUUCAGAGGUCCAGGGGAGAAAAUGUUAGGGAGCCACUUGCCCUGGUUCAAAUUGCUGCUCUCAGCCCUGAAGCUGCCUGGGCGGCUCUAGGCCAGCCACCUUCUUCCUGUACCUAACCUGCUUCAUGGGGCUGUUGCAAAGAUAAAAUGCAAACUGCCUUUAGCUUCUUAGCGGAAAGGUAAGCUAUAAAUAUAAUAAAUAACAUUCCUCAUUAAUACUGCCCUCAUAUCCAAAGAAACUUGUUAACCAAACACUUCCUGAAUGAUAUUUAGACUCGGUACUUCUUGUGUGGUGGGUUGUUUUGCAUUAUGUCGUUUUUGAAGAACUGACACGGGUGCUGUAGAGGUUCUUUUAAAGGCGCUGGGAGCAAUGCCUCUGCAGUAAAGAUCCAGCUACAGGAUGUAUUGCAGGCCUAACCCAAGGGACCACCAAGAGGCUGGCAGCUGCUGUCCCCAUGGUUACAAAACACAAGACCUUGGGAAGGAAGCAACCUCACCCCCGCUGUGCCGUGAUGUCACCAGCAGCCAAUCCUGCCGCUGCAGCUGUUUCAUAACCACAUUCACUGGAAGCAGCGUGACUGGAGCGGCUGCCAAGGAAACAGACAGGGCCUAUGCAUUAGGGGAAGGAGAAUCAAAGUCCACACUGGGAUAGGAAAACACCAGGCUCGGACGCCUGCCUCUCACCACCUGUGAAUUGCAUUUGGGAGGCUUUUGCCAAAGCAAGCAACAUGUUACAGCAGAACAGUUGCUGCAGGAGCAGUUCGGCCGUCAUUCAGGAAGAACCCUCCAGAACUUCGGAAAGGACUGUGAGGAAACCAGGAGGCAGAGAACCACUCUUGCUGGUGUCUGGAGGUCUCCUGCUGUGUGUGGGACUUGUGGCUUCAGGAGUCUUUGACGGUGUUCACACGGAAGUUGGGUACGAGUACUAUGCUGAACCAACUGUGUCAGGAUUGCCUCCCGUACUGGCUAUGCCUGCCAAUUGUUUAGUCAACUUGGCCUACAUCUUUCUGGGCUGGCACUGGCUGCCUUCAGGUGACCAGAGAGGUCAGGCAUGCUACCUCCAGGAGGUCUUUGCCCUUAUGGCGCUUGCAUAUGGGCCUGUACAAUGGGUGCGACUCUGGACACAGCAUCACUGGGCAGCUGUCUUAGAUCAGUGGUUGACAUUGCCAAUUUUUGCUUGGGGUGUGGUCUGGUGUCACUUUCUGGAGCACGGGUGGCAACCAGGCACUUUCCUGGCCAUGGAAGCAGCUUCACUGACGAGCUAUGUUCUGGCAUUGCUUCACCCCCAAGGCUUUGAGCUGGCAUUGAGUGGACAUAUAUUUAUAAUUGUUUGGAGAGCACUGAAGGCGCAGAGGCAUUUGGGCAAUGCCCGGUCGGCUUGGAUCCUGGUGCUAGGAUUGGUCUCUUGCCUGGGCUUUGUAAGCCUCAAGCUGUGGGACCAGGAGCUGGCACAAUGGGCACCUUUCCGCCGGCUUACUGGCCACUUUUGGUCGAAGAUCUGCGAUGUGCUGCAGUUCCAUUUUGCCUUCCUCUUUUUGACCCAGCUGAGCAGGCGCCAGCUCUGGUCUCAGUGAAUUAGUCCACAAUCGUCACAUGCCAAUUUUUUAAAUAAACUUAACAGUCAAAGUACAUAACAUUAGCUAUGGCUGCAAUGGCAGAGGGGUUUUUAAUUGCUGGAUCUGAAAUAAAAAGCUGCAUACAGAAA